AUGCUGCUCUACACUCUUAUCAUCGACAGUUCGGAUGACUCGAAAAUUGGGGAUCUAUGGAAUAUCUACAAUAAUGUUUUGAUCAAUGACACGGCCCUGACUCUAUUGCGCAGUCAAGCAAAGAAACUUGUUGAAAAUAGCAAGAGUAUUUCGGACUGGAAUGGGGGGAGAUAUGGCAAAACUCUCCGAUUCUGCACCCAGGCUACGUAUUCUCGUGUUGUGGAGAUGUGGAAAUUCUAUGCCCUAGACCCCUCGGAUGAGCUCUCUUUCAAUGAGCAGCAGAAAAAGCUCAAACUGACCAUACAGAAGGCCAGAGACCUAAAGAAACAAAUUGUUGGAACUACACGAGUUGCAACCGGGAUUCGCUCCGCUGCACCUUGUGAUCUUUCUCAAAUCGAGGAAAGCCAUGAUUUCUAUGACCAAUUUUGGAGAGAGGGAGCUAUUACUCCAGAUAUGAGCUCUUUUAUCAAAGCAACUCACAUGAAUCCAAUGAUUUGGACACAGAGUCAAAGGCUAGUACUUCACUAUGGAACUCAACCACUACUAGGAUUUCACCUAGCUGCCGCAUACUCCCCCCUUGCAAAAGGAUCCCCUUUAAACUAUACCUCCGAUGGCCUGGGUGACACACCCGCUGCUGUCAGGGCAGCAUUCGCCCAAUUCCGUACCUAUGUAAAAGCAUUUCAUAAUCUAUCUUCAAAGUGGAUUCUCCGCUUUGUAUGUGCUGACGCCCUGAUGUUUUGCCAUACACUUCAGACUCAAAGGUGUGGUACGGCUACCCGUCAGGAAUAUAGUGAUAACUGGCAUUUUGAACCCUUUAUUCUUGACCCCCAUGAAUACCCUGGACAAGGAACUGGAGCUCCAUACUUAUUCGAUGCCGUUGAUACUUCGAAUUUGGCGGACCAUCUUGGACCAUUGAACAUUCUAGCUGCAACUGGCCCCUUGUUGAAGGCAAAACCCACAUCAACUAUAUCCACAGAGCUACUAGUUUCACGAGGAAGAGACACAGAUUAUCUCAAAUCGCUUCUGCUAGGAGAUAUGGUGACUAUCGGCUCACUGUUCAAACUCACUCCGAACCAAUAUUGGACUGGUGCAAGUGUAUCCUCUAACUUCAUGGAGAGAAUGGUUGGAGUUAUUAAUAAGGACACAGGCCAGGAACGUUAUGUUGUGCGAUGGACCCGACUGGUCACGGAACCCAUCACCUAUGACCCGAAACAACUGUCCCGACUUAUGUACUCAAUAUACCUUUCCAUGUUUGAGGACGAAAACCCAGCCAAUCUCCUGAAAUUGAAGCAAAACAGGGUAGUUUUCGAUGAGUAUAAAGCCUACACGAGGGCAAGCCUUUGUUGUAUUUUGCAAGCUUUACAGAGGUCGAAUGUUGUGAAUUGGCAGGCUUUCAUUGACGAAUUCUUCGGGCUAAUAAAUCAAGAUUCCAACCUGCUUAUGGGCGCUCAUUAUCUCCAAGAGUUUUAUCUACAUCUCCAUCUUUCAGGUCUGCAUCCGGCUCUAACUCUCAACCCUGGUCUGGAUGGCAUAACUGCUCGGUUACCACAAAGUGCCUUUAGAAAUUGGACCAAUAUUCCUCCGGCGCUAUCAGUCACAUUAGCCAUUCCUCAUGAGAAGCUCUCAUUAUUUGUGGAGAAGCCAGUGAACAAUUAUGGAACCCCAAUAUGCCAGCUUGUGUUUGACUCGCAAGCCGGGCAGAGUAUAUUUGCGGAUAUUCAGCUGGGCUUUGGGGAAGUAAAAACAUUAGGCACAAAAUAUACAGAAGAAUAUGCAAUUGAAAUCAGAAAAGAUGAAAGGGGAUGGGACGGGACUGCACCCCUCCUCGCUUCCGUGAUGGUUCCUACAGCUUUGAUUCUCCUCAACCCAGACCUCUCAACUAAUAUUUUCUUGGGGUUAAAAACCAGUCCUGCCACUGUUCAAUUGGUGGGAAAACUUGGGAUGAACCUGGCCAUCCACGAGUCUAAAUUAGCCAAUAAUGACGUUUAUAUUACCCGCUGUCGUCCUAAUAUGGAGCACCAAAUGACAGAGCAUUCUAAGAUACCCCCAUUGAAGAGCAGCGUGGUUCCUUCAGAUUCACCUAAGCAAAUGGAUGGGGUGGAGCUAAAAUUCCAUUUGGAGCUCAGCUCUGACUGCUCAAAAGCCAUGCUUCUUACAACGCGCCUUGAUAUCACAUCACCAAAAUAUCAAGACAUACUGCGACAAGGUGCUGCAGUUCUCGUGGAGCAGGUUUCCCCAUACAAAAUAAAUGUCAGGUUGGGAGGUAAACCUUUCCACUCCAAUAUUCGCCUUCCAUUCCCCGUAUUAUCGGUAAAUACGAAAACAAGAAUUGCCCGGAAGUCCUCUUAUCUUGAGUUUAUUGCAUCGAUAGCUUCAACUGGAGACCUUACCCAAAACCCCGACAAUGUUUUCCCUAUCGAUCUCUAUGAAAGUGGCCCGAUAUUGAGAAAUCUCGAUUAUACUACACUCGACAAGUUGCCUAUUCUCGACCUUAGGGACCCUUCAAAGCUAAGCUGGGUCAAAUUGCUUUCAAGUGAUAUGUUUAAUGAUAGAGAAGGGAAGGAAAGGAAUAAGUACGUAAAGGGCAAGAUUUGUACUUCCUCCGAUGUGCGAGUGGCAUUCAAAGAUACACUCUUGUCAUUGUUUGGAUAUCUCAGUGGUGUUGGAACAAAGGCCCAAAUCAACGCUUUCGGCCUCGACAGUGAAACAAGUGGCGGAGUGAACGUUAUUGUUCUCAUGUCUUCUUUAAGACUGGAGGCCGCCAACCAGAGCAUGGUCAUUGACGCGGCGGUGAUCCCUCUUACCAUAGAUCUUGUCAUGGAGAUGUAUUCAAGCCUCCAUGACCUCACUAACCGCGGUAUGAAGACACUCAAGAUCAGCGAUGAUGAGCUCCGCCUUUGGAAACAUGUAUUGCCUGCCUUUGUUGACCGGUGCCGGACCUGGAAGCAUCUGCCGUCUUGCGAGUAUAUGUCUACCGGCAAAAUACCCCUUUCUACGGAUUGGGCACAGCCGAUACUUUGUUCGUGUGGCAAAGGUAAGUUUCCCAACGGCUAUGAAAUCAAGGGAUUCCCGGAGUGGAAAGACAUCAAGAAAUACGCCACCCGCGUCGCCAUAUCUCCUUGUUACUGGGUCCCGUUCCUGGAUAAGGAAUUCAAGUUUGAUGCAGAGGACGAGGAGCACAAGGAGCACAAGGAGGGCAGCUAUAAGGAUAACAAGGAAGGCCUUUCCCAGAUAACACAAUCGCUAUUGCAGUCGAUGGAUUUGAAGAAGGGAUCAUGUUCAAAUUGUGGAGGGAAGAAACCUGGAAGUGGAACGAAGUUGCUGCGGUGCAGUGGUUGCAAGGUAGCAGAGUAUUGCUCAAAGGAUUGUCAACGGGAGGACUGGAUGGCAAGGCACAAAUUGGCUUGUAAAAUGAUGGCACAGAUGAAAUGA
Trichophyton benhamiae CBS 112371 is the source of this 3432-nucleotide messenger RNA. RefSeq lists its product as uncharacterized. Gene Ontology annotation, molecular function: DNA-binding transcription factor activity, RNA polymerase II-specific. The transcript has a single exon. The record is from RefSeq and is a predicted model, not a curated record. NCBI's taxonomy places the organism in Eukaryota, Fungi, Ascomycota, Eurotiomycetes, Onygenales, Arthrodermataceae. Gene Ontology annotation, biological process: regulation of transcription by RNA polymerase II. The coding region runs from base 1 to 3432 and encodes 1143 amino acids. Gene Ontology annotation, cellular component: nucleus.